GGAAAGUGAAAGUAAAAUCGUGCUACGUGACCAGCCAGCAACAAAAACCUAGUGCUGCCGGUUUGCGUCUAUAGUAGUAGUAGGACUUGCAGUAGUGAUAGAAGUAAAAGCUGUAGUAGUACAAACAUGAGGCUGCUUUUGUGCGUCUUCAUCAUAAAUGCUCCCCUGGUGCUGUGUGAGCUCUCGCACUGGCCUACGCGUUACCCUUACACCACAGUUGGUCCUGGAGUGAAUCUUAAAGGGAAAAUGGUCACAUUGUCUCAGUACUCAGGUGUGACUUUCAAACCACCGUACUACCAAUCUACAGCAGGGGAUGGCUCAGUCCGAACUACUGACAGCCCUCAAUGGACAACUCAGUGGACGCCUCAAUGGACGACUCGUCCUCCCACUCCAGGUGUGUCGGUGUGCCUGCGCUUCCUGGCAGACUUCAUCUCUGUAAACCUGUUCACACUGGCUCCUGGCUCUCCUCUGAAGCUCUCAUGGAGUGGCCCAUCACAGUACACUCUGAGCUGGAACUACUACACCUCGGUCUCUCUGUUGCCCAGGAUUUCCCUCUGGCCCCCGGUCCAGACUCAGCCCUGGACCAGUGUCUGUGUGGUCCUGGACUCUUUAAAAAAUGUAGUCCAGCUGUUCCAGGGAGGAUCCAUGAGCAUCCGGAAGAUACCUUCAUCUCGGUUGGUGUGGUCGGGGGAACGUGUGCUGGACGUGUCGGGGUUUGAUGGUCAGGUGACAGACCUGGAGGUGUGGGACUAUCCUCUGAGGUACACACAGGUCCUCAGCUACAUGAAGAACUACGGGUCUAGCGGGACAGUUUUGACCUGGUCCAAUAUCGCAUACAGACCCAGAGGAAACAUCUUGUUUGAGGAGACCUAUGCCCUGCGACAGAAACAACCAAUCCGAAGUGGGUAUGGGCAGGGCCAAAGACUCAAGUGCAGGAAGAUGUGCAAAGCGAAGAGACAGAGGAGCCAGAUGCUCUGAACCAUUGUGAAAUAUGAGAGCCUCAAAUUUAAAAUUUUUACCUUGUAGUGUUUUUAGUUUGUGCUCAGUUACAUGGAUCUCCAGUCGAUGUAUGUCUAUAUGUUUGGUGUAUGUUUUCUUUGUUUGCCUCUAAAUAAAAAUAAUGGUGGUUGA
Periophthalmus magnuspinnatus is the source of this 1131-nucleotide messenger RNA. RefSeq names its product C-reactive protein-like. The transcript is spliced from 5 exons. NCBI's taxonomy places the organism in Eukaryota, Metazoa, Chordata, Actinopteri, Gobiiformes, Gobiidae. The coding region runs from base 127 to 978 and encodes 283 amino acids. The record is from RefSeq and is a predicted model, not a curated record.